Zea mays is the source of this 2699-nucleotide messenger RNA. RefSeq lists its product as uncharacterized. NCBI's taxonomy places the organism in Eukaryota, Viridiplantae, Streptophyta, Magnoliopsida, Poales, Poaceae. The coding region runs from base 384 to 2339 and encodes 651 amino acids. Gene Ontology annotation, biological process: positive regulation of growth. The transcript is spliced from 13 exons. The record is from RefSeq and is marked validated.
GCCGCAGUUCCGCUGUUGGACCCUCCUUGCCCGGCUACUGCUGUACCCUCCAACAAGGCAAAAAGAAGAACGAAGCUCACCCACCCUGCCCAUCGGCCUCAUCACUUCCCUCAAAUCCACCGAUCCCCUUCCAGAGGUUAGGGCCUCUGCGCCCGAUUUCGUCCCGCCUCGCCGAUCCACCCGCCGCAGGUGAGCGGCUUCGCCGGUUGGAGUGUAGUACUGCGGUCGCGACCUUCGUUCCGAGCUGGUUCAUUUUCGCUUGGAUAGGUUUGGUACGGAUGGGAGCCGGCGGCGCGGGGAUCAGGAAUGUUUCGGUGCGUGGGAGGUGAGAGCCGCCGGUGGGCACUGAGGGCCUAGGGUUUGGUUGAAGAGGGAGCAACGAAAUGGGGGGCUUUUGCUCCAAGGGGUCGGCGGUGGACAAGUCACCCAGCGACACUACGCUCGGCCCCGGCCGGGAGGUUGACCGCCAUGACCGUCUAGUGGUGAAGGAGGAGAAGAAAGCUGUGGUGGGGGAGGCUGCUGCCAAGAGGAUGCAAGAAGAGCAACAUCAACAGCAGCAGCAGCAGCAGCAGCCAGCAGCGCCACCACUGCCUGUAUCGGUGUCGCAAACGGCAGUGCCUGGAGCUACCGCGGAUAACACUGCAGCACCAUGGGAUGGGGUGCCACCACUGGCACGGUUGCCAUCUCAGAAGUCGGGGAUGGGUGUGGCGAAUAAGGUUUCGGAAGUAAGCUCAAUUCUGGGUAGAGCUAGUACUGCUGGCCUUGGAAAAGCAGUGGAAGUGCUUGACACACUUGGCAGUAGCAUGACAAAUUUGAAUAUAAGUAGUUUUGGAUCAGGCACUGCAACAAAGGGGAACAAAAUAUCUAUUUUAGCAUUUGAGGUUGCCAAUACCAUAGUCAAAGGUUGCAGUCUAAUGCGCGCCCUUUCAAAAGAUAGCAUAAAACAUUUAAAAGAAACAGUGCUUCACUCUGAAGGUGUUCAGAAUCUUAUAUCCAAAGAUAUGGAUGAGUUACUCAAGAUUGCUGCUGCUGACAAAAGGGAAGAGUUGAAAGUGUUCUCUACAGAAGUUGUUCGCUUUGGAAAUCGUUGCAAGGAUCCUCAGUGGCACAACUUGGACCGCUACUUUGAUAAGUUGACAUCAGAACAGACUCCUCAACAUCAACUGAAAGAAGAGGCAGAAUCAGUAAUGCAGGAAUUAGUGACUUCUGUUCAGUUUACAGCUGAACUAUACCAUGAAAUGCAUGCCCUGGAUAGAUUUCAACAAGAUUAUCAGCGUAAACAGCAUGAAGAGGAUGGUUCUAGUGUUGUGCAAAGAGGUGAUAACAUGCACAUACUAAAGCAGGAAGUGAAAAGCCAAAGCAAGCAUGUUAAAAGUUUGAGGAAAAAGUCUCUGUGGUCUAAGAAUUUGGAAGAGGUCAUGGGAAAGCUUGUGGACAUUGUGCACUUCUUACAUUUGGAGAUCCAUAAUGUAUUUGGGCGUUCAGACAGUGAAGAAUCACAGGAACCUACCAAACGACGUAAUAGAUUGGGUCCAGCAGGUCUUGCACUGCAUUAUGCAAAUAUCAUCAGUCAGAUUGAUACUCUUGUUUCUCGUUCAAGCUCUGUUCCUCCAAAUACAAGGGAUGCAUUAUACCAAAGUUUGCCACCAACCAUAAAGUCAUCUCUCCGUUCUAAGCUACACUCCUUUGGAGUUAAGGAAGAGCUUACUGUUUCUCAAAUCAAGGCUGAAAUGGAGAAGACCCUGCGGUGGCUUGUCCCUAUUGCAAGUAACACCACCAAGGCUCACCAUGGUUUCGGUUGGGUUGGAGAGUGGGCAAAUACUGGGUCAGAUGUGAACUGCAAGCCAAAUGGGCAGAUAGACCUGAUCCGAAUUGAGACACUGUACCACGCUGACAAGGAGAAGACUGAAGCAUAUAUCCUCGAGCUUGUUAUUUGGCUUCAUCAUCUUAUCAGCCUAUCCAAAACUGCAAAUGGUGAAAGGUCUCCAAUCAAGUCUCCUGUUCGGUCUCCUACACAAAGAGGGGCCUCAAUCACAUUAUCUCCAAACAAAAACAGCAGCAAUUCAUCACCUCUUCUGACGCAAGAAGAUCAAGAUAUGCUAAGGGAUGUCAAGUACAGGAAAUUCAUCCCUGGUAUAAGCAAAAGCCAGGAGUUUGACACUAAGGAAAGGCAUAAUAAGCAAAGCAGGUUAAGCAAAAGUAAUAGCCAUUCACCAAGCAGUGGCAACCGGAAAGAGACGCUAUCAAUCAGGAGGCUGCUUCCUGUGAUCGACUUUGAGAUCGACAGGAUAAAAGCCCUUGAUAUGAUCGACAGAGUUGACGAUCUGAGAGUACAAUGAUGAACCUAGAUUAAGCAAUGGCAAAGUCUGAAAAAUGCACCCUCAAUCUAUGAUCCUGAAAAUCAAGAUUGCUUGAAAGAUACAAGUAAUCAGCUGAGCUGAAUUGGCAUGCUGUCAGCACUUCUGCAGCAAUGUCCCUGCUUGAGGUGAACAGGCAUCAUGGUGCCAGUUUGAAGGCACCACGAGGGUUAGAGAUGGUGGCAGCAUGUUCUGGCCAACUUUGUAUGAUAUAUGGCAGGGUUAAUAGGAAAGUGAAAUUUUAUUGUAAAAAGGGAUUUGUUGUGUUACUUAGCUCAUGUACAAGGAAUACAAGUUUUGAGAGGGCGGAGGGGGAUCAAAGAUCUGACUGUGUUUCUUGCU